AUGUCCCCUUCUCCUCCCAUGUUCCCUUCUCCUCUUAUGUCCCCUCCUCUCCCUCCUCCUCUCCAGUCCCCUCCUCUUCUCAUGGCCCCUCCUCCAUCCUCGCCCACUGUCGACCAGUCUGGUGCGGCGAACGAAGGGGGCGACCAGCUUCCUCCCGACGACGUCCAGGACGACUUUGCCCUCCCUCUGAUCAAUCAGGAUGAAGAUCUCAGGCGGAUUGAAGAGUACAUGGCCGGCGGCACCGGCACCGGCGCCCACCUUCCACAGCUCGAGGGGCUGCAGACCGCUGGCCCAGCUGUCCUCGACAUCAAGCCUUUCAUCCCCGACUUGGUGCCGAUCGGCGUAGACUUUCAGCGCAUCCGCGACCCCCACAACUUCCCCCUGUAUGACCCGCCGGGCUACUACCAGAUCCGACUCAAGGGCUCCAAGGAGCACCAGUCGUAUGUUGUCAAGAUCUGGGUGACGCCCACCACCACUGGCGGGGACCUACUCAACUACCUCUCCGACAACUUUGGCUACCAGCCCGCGACCGUCCGCCUCCUGUACUGUGGCGAACGGCUCAAGGCGACCGACACCAUGACGUCCAUCGAGAUGGAGCCUGAAGGCGACAUCGACGUCGCUGUUGAGAUGAUGGGCGGGUGA
Vanrija pseudolonga is the source of this 642-nucleotide messenger RNA. RefSeq lists its product as uncharacterized. Lineage: Eukaryota; Fungi; Basidiomycota; Tremellomycetes; Trichosporonales; Trichosporonaceae. Gene Ontology annotation, molecular function: protein binding. The transcript has 5 exons. Bases 1 to 642 code for a protein of 213 amino acids. The record is from RefSeq and is a predicted model, not a curated record.